Messenger RNA from Zootermopsis nevadensis, 4617 nucleotides. Lineage: Eukaryota; Metazoa; Arthropoda; Insecta; Blattodea; Termopsidae. The record is from RefSeq and is a predicted model, not a curated record.
GUUCGGUUUCCGCGGUUGCAUUUCGUUAACAACAAAGGAAAAGCUCUCGAAGUCAUUGCCAGUGCGACUGUAGACAGUAAGAGGAUUGAGCAUUUAUUUAAUUUCGUCCGUCCAAUUAUGUUGAAGUUAAUAUACAGCGCAUGCAGACGAUCAUUUCGACGACGUAGUCGUGACAAACUUUGCGACCGCAAGAACAUUCAGAUCGGCCACCACUCCCAAACCUUCGGCCAGAACGGCGAUAGUUGGUUCCUGAAGAGAAACGCGAUUGGUUAUAAGAAAUUACCUCCAGAGCCGACGAACGAAGUUGUACAUUCACAAAAUAACGAACAGGAUAUGGAGGAAUUGAAUCAAGGACACAGACGAAGUUCAUGCCCGAGCGUAAAAGAUAGAAUUAAGAAAUUCUCAGAUGAAUUAUUAGUGGAGAGAGAAAAGGUGUUCGUUCUGUUAGAUAAGUCUGCUCGUAUAGAAAAAGAACUCAAGGGUUUUCGUAAGAAAGUACAUAGAUUAGAUGACGGCGAUGUGACGGAUUUUGGCAUUCGUAAACUGGAUGUUAAAAUGACGGACGUCGAGGAGAAAUGUCGCAGUGGAAACAUAAACGGGCUAAAUAAAGUUGCAGGGAGAUUCUCGGCCGAAAAUGAGAAUCUGAAGCUACAAGAUAACAGUGAUGGAAUCAUAAUUAAUAGACAGGAAGAAGGAGAAUACAGCAAAAUCAAGAACAAUCAGAAUCGUGGCAAACCUGACGUCAUGAAAGCCCAGAAGGUCCCAGGCUGCCAAGAAUGGGAAGACAGCAGUGAGAACUCGGAUUGGGGCCCGGAGUGGGACUCUGACUCGGGCCCGGAGUCGGACUCCGAUUCGGACUGGGGCUCAGUGUGGGACUCGGUCAGUACUGAGGGCUCCGAUGAGCACUGCUGCUGCCAGUGCGCUGAUAUAAAGAGACGGGAGCGGGCAAUUAAUUUGCUCCUUGCGAACGAACCGCCUGCUCGUAUCUGUGAAAAGGCCAAACUGCUUAAUUCUUCAGUCGAUAAUUCAGAGACCAGCCUUCCCGAAUUGGAAGACUUCACGCUGCUGAAAGUUCUAGGAAAAGGAGGUUUUGGAACAGUUUACCUAAGUCGCAAGAGGGGAGGUGCAGAUGAUGGAGCAUUGUAUGCCGUAAAGACGAUGGUUGUCUCCAAAAUGGCGGCUGUCAAAUAUGGUGCUGAAGAAUAUUGUGUUGAGCGUGAUGUACACGAAAGAGUUUCCGAGUCUCCGUUCUUGGUGGGACUGUACUACACUUUCCACACAUCCACAUUGUUGUGCUUAGUUCUGGACUAUUAUGCAGGUGGCGACCUGUCCUAUCUUUUAACGGAGUUGGAGAAAUUUACAAGUGAGGAAACCAGAUCAUACCUCGCGGAAAUAAUCGAAGCUGUGGAGUAUCUCCAUGAGCUUAAGGUCAUACACCGGGACCUCAAACUAGAAAACAUAUUGGUAGAUGCUCAAGGUCAUAUUGCCGUCGCAGAUUAUGGGUUGUGCAAACAAUUCAUCUGCUAUAAAGAGGGAGAUCGUGCAUAUUCGCAGUGUGGCACGAGGGAGUAUAUGGCGCCAGAGAUGAUCAUCGGCGAAGGCUACAGCUUUGAAGUGGACUGGUGGAGUGUCGGCAUAAUCAUGUACGAAAUGUCAACGGGGCACAGACCCUUCAAGUAUAACAGAGAGAGUAACGACAAAGUUCUCGAUAAUGAAAUUUUGCAUCAGACACCACACAUCCCAUCGUGGUUCUCGGUCACAGAAGCAGAUUUUGUCGGGAGACUUUUGGAGAAGGAUCCAAAUACAAGGAUGGGCGCGGGGAAAGGUGGCGUGGAGAACAUCAAGACGCACCUGUAUUUCACUGGUGGUUUUGCAAAGUGUUAUGAGAUAACAGAUACAAAGACUGGCAAUGUGUAUGCUGGUAAAAUUGUCUCCAAAAAACUGAUGACCAAGCACAAUCAGAAAGAUAAAUUAACUCAAGAAAUCGCUAUUCAUCGAAGUUUAAACCAUAAACAUGUGGUGGGAUUCCACGGAUUUUUUGAGGAUAAUCAAAAUGUUUAUAUUGUACUGGAACUUUGUAGGAGAAGGUCAAUGAUGGAGUUACACAAGCGCAGAAAAGCUUUGACUGAGGCUGAAGUCCGGUACUAUGUGAGACAGAUACUACUCGGUGUUAUUUAUCUUCACCAACACAGGAUUAUCCAUCGUGAUCUCAAACUUGGGAAUUUAUUUCUCAAUGAUGACUUGGAUGUGAAAAUAGGAGAUUUUGGUCUUGCUGCCAAGAUUGAAUAUGAUGGAGAAAGAAAAAGGACACUAUGUGGUACACCCAACUACAUUGCCCCAGAAAUCCUGAGCAAGCAGGGGCAUAGUUUUGAAGUUGACAUAUGGUCGAUUGGCUGUAUUUUGUACACUUUGUUGAUUGGGAAGCCACCAUUUGAGACUAGUUCACUGAAGGAGACGUACUCUCGGAUAAAGAGGUGCGAAUAUAAGAUACCACCCUUAUCACAGAUAUCGUCAUCUGCCAUUAAGUUGAUUCGAGCAACACUCCAGCCAGAUCCCAAGUGCAGGCCGAAAGUUGAAGAACUUUUGAACAGUGAAUUCUUCACAUCUGGUUACAUCCCAUCGCAGUUGCCUGUGUCAUGUUUGACAGUGGCACCGAGAACAGACAAACUGGAGAAGGUUGUGGGCAGGAAACCACUUCUCGAAGUUAACGCGAUUAGUGAAGUUGGUCCCAGUGGCAGUCCUGCUAAGGCCAGUGGUAAUCCAGCAACUGAUUCUCACCACCAUCUUGUCACCCUGAGAGACCAGUUGUGCUCCGUUCUCAAGUCAAACCCCAGCAGAGACACAGGCGUAUUUGGAGAUGAAGCCACCGACCCGGCCGCCCAGCCCAUUGUUUGGAUCAGCAAGUGGGUAGACUACUCCGACAAAUACGGGUUUGGUUACCAGCUCUGUGAUGAAGGCGUGGGUGUCGUGUUCAAUGAUUCAACCAAACUUGUUAUGCUGGCUAAUGGAAAAAAUGUUCAGUACAUAUCGCGUGCGGGAAAGGAAUUCUAUUACCUGAUGGAGGAUUACCCAGAAACUUUAGACAAGAAGAUGAAGUUGCUGUCGUACUUCCGCCGUUACAUGAGCGAGCACCUAGUGAAGGCUGGUGCGACAGUUCCUGUCCGUGAAUGCGAUUCUUUAAGCCGGGUGCCAUACUUGAAUCAGUGGUUUCGCACCUCAUCUGCAGUUGUAAUGCUCCUCACUAAUGGGACCCUACAGAUCAACUUCAUGGACCACACCAAAGUCAUCAUGUGUCCGCAUAUGGCUGCAGUGACGUACAUAGAUGAAAGCAAAAGUUUCCGCACCUUUAGAUUCAGUUCCAUUGAACAGAAUGGCUGCAAUAAACAUCUUGCCUCCUGCCUAAAAUAUGCUUUGGACAAGAUCUCACUUAUUCUAGGAUAAGUGCAAUUUUGUCUGAUUUUAUCGCUUUUCCUAUAAUUAUAUUUACUUUGACAAAGUGAAUAUAAUUAUAUUAAAAGUGAUUUUAUCAAUUCUGAACUGUGUGUCUUAUAUAUGUAUAUCAGUAUUUAUAAUAAAAAUAUUCUUGGUUCUUCACUGAAAAAGACUGCUGAACAUCUUCAGUGUUGCAAGAAUGUUGGUUGGACGUGAGCUGAAAUUGAAAGAGGAAAGAAGUUUAAUAUUAGAUUUCAUCAAUUUGAGAUCUGUGGCUAUCUUUUCCUUGGAGAAAAUUUGAAAGCAUUAAGUCAAAUUUCUAAUUGAAUUUGUGGGUACAUUUUCUGUCUGCUCGAGAGUUUUGUUUUUUACGUCCUUUACGGUCAACAGUUUAGAUAUAUUUUAAUUUGCUCAGAAACUCACUUUUAGACAUAUAAUUUUAAUGAUUUAAUUUAGUUUUUAUAUCUUACAGACCUCUAUGCUGAGCAUUCUGUUAUGAUGAAAUGCAGCGCGACGUCAUGUUUGCUGUUGUUAAAGAUAUACUGCCUAUAAAUCAUUGAGGUCUCGAUUGUUCGUAACUUUCAUAGGUUGUUUCGGCAACUUGUGUGCAGUUAGUGAAUGACUGACUUGGAGUUAGAAACAUAUAACAUAAUUAAGUUAUUGUUUUAGGUUAUUUUUAUUCUGGAAGAUUCGUAAGUGUACACAUUAAACCUAGCGUCUCACUGAGAACUUUUAAUUAUAAUUUUGGGAUAUUUCAAUUAGUGAAAUUUUAAAGUGAUAUUUUUGUUUGUGAACCUUUCAGAUGUAAUUUUUAAAUAUGAAUGAUUAUGAAAUAGUGGUGUGUUAUUUAUCUAUCCAUGGCUUAUAACCCACCAUUUAUUCAAAGUGACCACUUAUUGUCCAAACAGACACUUAAAUUCUUAUAUGCAAAAUCCCCCAUGUAGCACAAAACACAGUAUGAUGCAGAUCUGUCUGUGUUAGUAGCCUUUAAAUUUUCUCUUAUGAAACAAUCUCAUUUUAAUAUAGUGUUCUGAUGCAGAUUUAAUAAGAGUGGUGCUCCAGUACCCCACUGUGACGACCUUAUGCUGUUAUGAGCGCAGUGGUCUUUGAAUAAGUUUUCAUAUCUCAUGACUGACUGUAAAAUGUCUGAUGCAAUGCAAUAAAUAAAAGUUUUUAACAAACAGA